Messenger RNA from Acanthochromis polyacanthus (spiny chromis), 7271 nucleotides. RefSeq lists its product as uncharacterized. NCBI's taxonomy places the organism in Eukaryota, Metazoa, Chordata, Actinopteri, Pomacentridae. The transcript is spliced from 4 exons. The record is from RefSeq and is a predicted model, not a curated record. Bases 397 to 6828 code for a protein of 2143 amino acids.
GCGCUGUUUUCUUGUGACGUCAGUUCCUGUUGUGGCGGAGGCUCGUUUCUGAUUCAAACUGGCUACUAAAAAUAAUCGAUUUCAGCAUAAAAACUCAUAAAAAUCACUGUUUGGAAGCAGCGUUUGGUGUUGAGGAGUGAGGAGAAGCCGGAGGGAUGCUCAGGCUGCGCUCCGUUCAGACUGAAUGAGGAGGAAAAUGGCAGCAAGACGCUGAUGUCAGCAGAAGAUAAACACGAAGACUUGAGAUAUUCCAACUGUUUCCUUCAGGGUUGAACUGCACCAAUACCGUCCAUCACCAGUUGGACGAUCUUUGAUAUCAGAGUGCGGGCCGGACAUGUUGGAACAAGAAUUAAACUAAACAUCUUCUGCAAGGAAUAAAAGAGGACUUCACCAAAGAUGGACAACGGGAACACGAGUGGUCCGAUGGACAGAAAAAGGAUGACCGCCAACACCGUCUGGCAGUGGCGCAUCAUGCAUGUCAAGAAGUACUCAAGAAACCCAGAGCCGUUUCAUUACAGCAACACGAUGGGUUUGGACUUUAAUGUCGGAAUCGCUACAAAUAAGAAACUGGAUCUGCAGGUGGUGACUAACGGAGUAAUUCUGGAGAUCUGCGACUUCGCUAAAACUGUCAAAAAGAGCAGAAGACAUUUUGCUACGAGCAUCCUAGAGAACAAUUACGAUCUGGGUUUGGAAAACGAGCAGCAGCGGAUUUAUUUCACCAAUCAGCUUCUGCACAAACUCAAAGACCUCCGAAGGAAACCACCGACAAAUGAAGUUUUUCCUCUUUUUGAAACAUAUCCGAAUCCAGAGUGUAAAAAAAACAGACGUCAGGUGGAGAUGCGAGUGGUGGAGGUGGAGGACGAUAGCGACCCGGAGGACAUGUUCAUAUGUUCUCAGCUGCCUUCUCAGGAAGUGAUGGAGGAAAUGGACGAACCACUUCCUGUUAACAUGGAGGAUACAAAGCCAGAACCUGCAGAGAAACCCAAACCGGACGUUCUUCCCUUCCGGUUCCCUUGUUGUGAGGCAAUCGGUUUAAGCUUCGACACCGAGUUGAAACAAAUUCUGGAUCCGGGUUUGCUGACGAAGGCGGCAAUGUGGGAGCUGGUGGACUUCACCAUCGUGCUGACGGCAUCCUACCGCUCCAUCAUCCUCGCCAUCCUGGACCACAACUUCAACCUCGAACUCAAAAGCCAGCAGGGAAAAGAUCAAGUUUGCUUCUUGGUGUCACAACUGCUGAAAAGGAGAAAACAGCUUUACAGCACCGGCAUCAAAAUCAGCUCCAAGUUUCAGAAUGAGCCGUUUUCCUUCCAGUCAAACCCCCUGAAAAGAGCCCACGGGACAAACGAGUUCGAGGAGGUGGCAAAACGAAAGAUGUUGGAUUUUAAGAGCGACGUCAGCUGGCAGCAGGGAGAUAAAAUUCACAAACACGUUCUGACAAACGGACCAAACAAAUGGGACGUGGAUCAGGAGGAGAUGGUCACGGAGAGCAACAUGUGGAGGCUACGAGUCAAACGUGUUCGACAAAUCCUCCUCGAGCUGGACAUGGAGUACUGCCCCUUCUUCAGGCCCAAGAAAAUCGACCUGGAAUUCAACAUUGGAUUCAGACCCGAGCGAUACCUCAGUGCCGAGUUUCUGACGAACUCUGUUCUCUAUAAAGUGGCUCGAUUUGCUUUAGCGAUGAGCUCGUCUCAGCGGGAGUUCGUCGUGGACAUUCUGGAGAACAACUUCAACUUAGGCCUGCAAAGCAAACGGCAGAAGUUCACGUUUGGAUGUAAAGUUAUGAGCAAAGUGAGACGACUUAAAAACUGUGAGGACGCCAUCAGAUUCUCAAGAGAGGUUUUUGAACUUCCUCUUUCAGCUUUAUUGGUUAAUCCGGUGAAACAGAGCAAGAGCAGCAGCAAAAUAAAGACAAAGGAGUUGGAAGCUGCUUCCACAAACGCUCCAGAUUCACACGCUCAGAGUAAACCUGGUUCUGGAUCUACACCCAAUUCUGGAUCUGCACCUGAUUCUGGAUAUACACCUGAUUCUGGAUCAAAACCGGAUGCACACGCCACCUCUAACCUUGAUUCUGGAUCAAAACCUGUUUUACAGACUGAAACUGAACCUGCUUCUGGAUCUAAAUCAGACUCAAACGCAGAAACUGAAGCUGAUUCUAUAUGGAAACCUGAUUCACAGGCUGAAUCCGAACCUGAUUCUGGGGUGAAACCUUAUUUGCGCACUAAAUCCGAACCUGAUUCUGAAUCUGAACCUGAUUUGGAGUCUGAACCUCAUUCCCACAGCAGUGUGGAACUGUAUCCUUUCUGCAGGGAGAUCGGUCUGAAUCUACACGAGAUCCAUAAUCGAUCGAUUAGCAUUCUUGACAUCAACAGACUGACAAACGGAGCCAUGAUGGAAGUGGCGGACUUUGCUGAGCAGCUCUGUGGAACAUUUGAGCAGAUUAGUCUCGACGUCCUUCGACACAACUUUGACUUGAACUUGAAAAGUGUAGAUUCUGAGCUUUUCAGAAAGAUCCUCGCACACAUUCCUGUGGUAAUUAUGGAAAGAAACCUAGCGACUUGUGUGAACCACGCAAAAUUUAGGCCGAAAAGAAAUGACGAGUCAGUACUCAUGAGGCUGGAUUACAAGAGCAUCCCUGAUCUAGAACCCUGCAGUUCCGGUUCAAACACGGUUCAAAAUGUGAGCAGUUCUACAGACAUUGAACAACAAAAUGACCCAAACUUCCUGCUGUGGAGGCUGCGGACCAAUCGUAUUCACCAGAUUGUCUCGGUACCUCAUGGAGAACGUUGUCCGCUUUAUUCUUUCCCCAGAUGUAAGAAAUUAGGCAUAAACUUUAAUGUCGCGUCUGGACUCAAACAAAACCUUGAUCCAAAGCUGCUGACCAACGGUGUCAUGGUGGAAGUCAACGCCUUCGCCGCGGCGCUGCAGUUGGCCACGAAACAUUUCAUGGCAGAGAUAAUCGAGUACAACUUCCACCUGCGUUUCAAAGGCGAGCUUCAUCGCAGCGCCUAUGCAGAGCGACUCCUCAGAGAAAUUCUGUUGCUGAAAUCAGCCAGAUCCACCGUCCCGAGACAGAACAUGACUUAUCACCUUCCAGACCCCAGAUUCAUAGAGGAAGAGAGUCCGUCCUGCCCCAAAUGUUAUCAAGAUAGAAAAUAUAAGCGUUAUCCGGCCGAUUCUGACCGAUCUGUGCAUCCGCUUGUUGUGACCGACACAGUUUCUGCAACUCAACAACCCACAACGAAUCCAGCAGAGGAGAAGUUAAUGAGCAAAUACAACAACAGCAGGAGAAUCGGUUUACGCCUGUGUUUGGAGAGACGGCGGCGAAAAUAUAAACUCAACCCGGAUCUGCUGACGUGCAAGGUGAUGAUGGAGGUGUACAUUUUUGCCAGAAAGUUAUCCGGAACCAAACACAAGAUCGUGAACGACGUCCUCGAGCACAAUUUCAACAUAGACAUGCAGAACAAAGACAUCAAUCCUUCGACGCAGUUCUCCAGAAUCGCAGCGCUCAACGCAAGUCUGUCUUGGUUCAACGAGGUGUUCGUCAUUCAGCCGUGCAGCCACAGAGAUCCUGCAGCAGCCACUAACCGUCAAGAUUUAUCCAAAAUGCAGGCAAGUCAGAAGAAGGAAACAUGCAGAAAAAGGCAAAUGGAAUUGCAUUUAAGGGCAAGCAAGAGGUUGAAAGGGUGUCCGGCAGAGGAGGGCGAAGAACACUACAUGUGUCCUGUGGAAGGAGACGAACUGUCAGAUUCAGAGAAAAGCGAAAAUGAGGAUCUUUUAGAAAUCCCAACGAGUUCUCACAUCUCUGAAGAAGCAGAAUCUAUCGCUGAAGGUUCACCGACUGUAAGCACACAAACGAACCCAACGAGUCAACCCGAUCAAAGCCAUCUGCAGGGAGGUGAAGUGCCGAUGGAAAUACCAACAAAUGUACUGACCGAAUAUGAGCUGAGACCAGAGGGUGAGAUGUGGAGGCUGCGUUCGAACCGUAUGAAAGAAAUCCUGGCCCUGAUUGAAAAAGACUUCUCCCCGGUCUUCAUGCGUAAGAAGGUUGAUCUGGAGUUCAACGCAGGACUCGGACCCAGACGGAACUUCAACGGCGAGAAUUUGACGAACUCUCUCCUCUACAAAAUCACAGGAUUUGCCUUAGCGAUGAGUUCGUCUCAAAGGGAAUUCAUCGUGGAGAUUCUGGAGAACAACUUUGACUUGAACCUGCAGAGCAAACACCAGAAAUAUGCGUUUGGAUGUGAAGUCAUGAAAAGACUGAGACGGCUGAAAAACUGCAAGGAUGCCAUUAGAUUUGAGGUUUUCGGACUUCCUGUUUCAGUGUCAUCAGGGGUUACGGUGAAUCACAGCAUGAACAGCGUCCAUUCUGAACUCAGCAGCAUGUCAGGGAUGAAGGACCAUGAAGACACUCCAGAUUACCAAACCAGAACUGAACCUGAUUCUGAGUCGAAACCGGAUUCAAAGGUGGAAUCUGAACCUGACUCUGCAUCUAAACCUGAUUCCCAGAGCAGUGUGGAACUGUAUCCCUUCUGCAAGGCCAUUGGUUUGAAUCUACAUGUGAACUCCAGUCGACCAAAUCCCAAACUUCAAGUCAGCAAACUGACGAAAGGAGCAAUGAUCGAGGUUGUGGACUUUGCAAACCAGCUGUGUGGAACAUUUGAGCAGAUUUGUCUUGACAUCCUCAGGCACAACUUUGAUUUCGACUUGGAAACUACAGAUUCUGAGCUUUUCAGAAAGAUUCUCGCAUAUAUUCCUGCUUUAGUCGUGCAAAGAAAUCUAGCGACCAGUAUAACCUACACGAAAACAAAGCCCAGAAGAAAAGAUCACUCAGUGCUCAUGAAGAUGCAGCAGCAGAACAGCCUUGAUUCAAAACCGUGCAGUUAUGGUUCUGUCCAGACAAAAACAGUUCAAAAUAUGAGCAGUUCCACCGGCGUUAAACAAAAAAAUGACCCAAACUCGCUGCUGUGGAGGUUACGGACCGAUCGAAUCCAGCAGAUCCUCUCAGUGCCUCACGGAGAACGUUGUCCGCUUUAUUCUUUCUCCAGAUGUAAAAAAUUAGGCAUCAAUUUCUACGUGGGAUCUGGACGCAAACAAAACCUCGAUCCAAAGCUGCUGACCAACGGUGUCAUGGUGGAACUGAACGUUUUUGCUGAAGCGCUGCAGUUGGCCAUCAAAGAUUUCAUAACAGACAUAGUGGAUUAUAACUUCAGUCUACAUCUGAGCGGCGAGUUGCAUCGUAGCGCCUUCGCAGUGCACCUGAGGAGGCAAGUUGUGAUGAUGAACGCAAAACGAGUCAGCGUCCCUCACAAGAAGAUGCCUUUUGAACUCCCUGAUUCCAGCUGCAUGGAGGAGGAGACUGUGUACUGCCCCAGCUGCUAUCGAGACAGAAACUAUAAACGACAAACCAACCUCUCUGCUGAUGCACAAAAUUCUGCGAUGGAAUCAACUUUCCGAGCAGCAGAGGCGACAUUACUGACGUCUUACCAUAACUGCAGGGAAGUAGGACUCAGUCUGUGUGUGGACAAAAACCACCCGAAGCAAAAACUCAACCCAGAUGUCUUGACGUGGGCGGUGAUGAGCGAAGUUUAUAGCUUCUGCAAAAAACUCAGGGGAACAAAAAACAGAGUCGUCAAUGAGAUAGUCGAGCACAACUUUAACGUGGACCUGGAGAGCCUGUCGUUGAAACCCUACGAGUGGUUCAGCAGAGUGGCGGCCUCAGGCGGAGAGCUCGCCUGGUUCGACGAAGUCCUUCAGCCACCGAAAUACACUCCACGGACGACUAAACCCAAAGUGCUUCCCGUCGUGGAGAUGACUGAUAGGAAAGAAAUGUUCAGGAAGAGACAGCUGGAGAUGCAAACAAAGAAGGAAAGAGCGACGUUGGAAAGCGAGAAAGCAAACGCAGAGAGGUUGAAGCAAAUCGAGGAGAGAAACAAACGCCGUUAUCCCCUCUGCAGGGAAAUCGGCCUUGACCUCGACAUGACGAAACAAACAGCAGACAAGAAGAAACUGCACUUGAGACACCUGACCAGAAACGUAAUGAUGGAGAUCCACAGCUUCAUAUUCAGGAAAGGAUCGCGACACUUCCAGAGCACUCUGUACGAGAUCCUCAACUACAACUUUGAUCUGAGCUCGCAGGAUUACCGGCGCUGGCAGUUUGCCAACGACAUCGCGACUAAAGUCAAGGCCAUGAUCAAAGAUCCGAAGAGUCGAAGGCGUCGGGGAGGAAACGGAGUCUUCAAGUUACCAUUUGCGUACAAGAACACGUCGAGAAGCUUCACCCAAAUACAGCAGAACAGGAGCUUCUCUCUGGAAGAAGCUCAGAGGAAAGCCAACGAAGCCAACCAAGUCCAGCAAGUUUUAUGCUUUUCAGACGUCACUCGGGUUUUUGUUCUCAAUGACGUCCAGAUUAAAGACGAGUCCUGGUUUGGUGGUGAAGAUGCAGUGACUCAAACUGAACCUGGAACAGCAUCGCAGACAGACAACGGUCAAAUAUAUGGAAACCUGCAGAUCAAAGAGGAGGAGUUUGAUCCAUGUUAUGCAGAAAUGAUGGAGGAGAACAACGUCAAAACUGAGUCAAACACUGAGCAGGAACCUGAUCAUGAGAUAAAAACCGAAGAUGAGGACGUCCAGUGUUACGUCCCACCUGCACCACCAGCUCCAGAAGGUUCUAGGAUGGUUCCUCCAAACUCCGGAGGCGUUGAGCUGCUGCAGCUAGCAGCUUCUCUGGGAUACACCAUGGUCACCAUCGGUCAGGACACCCCGGUCAAAGAAGAGCAGCAGGAAGGAGUCGAUUCAGCCUCUGAGACUGAAGUCAAACAGGAGCCGUGACGGACCGAAAGAGUUUAAACCAAACAUGCAUCAGGUGCUGAAAAGUUUACGAAAUAUUAUCAGUUGGUUUUAAUGUUCAUCUUUUUUCUGGUUAUUUUUGAGUAAAACUUCAACUUUAUUGAAUCUGAAAUGAUGGUUAAAAUUCAUCGAAUUCAGAUUUCAGACGUUUGAAGGAUUCUGGUCUGUAAAUGUUCUUAAAACCUGUUAUGUAAUUUUUCUUACUGUUUCUUUUUAUCUCAGUUGAAGUCAUUAGGAUGUUUUUGUGUCUUAAUUUUGAAGAUUUUCAUAUAUUUUGUCAUUUUAUUCUUCAAAAAGAAGAAACCACAUUGACACUGUUGACUCUUCUGUAACCUGAUAAAGAUGAUAUUUAUCAGUAUUUGAAGUACUGACUGCUGUAUUGCUCCUCACUGUUACACUACGUUUUAUAUAAACUUCUGAAAGCA